Molecule: messenger RNA, 495 nt
Organism: Protopolystoma xenopodis
Lineage: Eukaryota; Metazoa; Platyhelminthes; Monogenea; Polystomatidea; Polystomatidae
Source: the annotation of a GenBank genome assembly
CCAUCUGAACAGGGGUCGAUUUCGCCUGAAUUUACCCGCCCUGUCCACCUACACAGCCUUUCAGAGAAGUUCGGCGCGUCCAACUUGGACUCCGUCUCGUGUUCUGCAGUUCUACAGAACCUUGACCUUUCGGAUGUAGAUGAACCCUUACCGGAUCCCCCAAGGCUUGACUCUUUCUCACCGACCCGCCACUCUGGAGCAGGCCUACCCCAUUGUAAGGUAACUUCGAGCAACACCCGAUCGGAGCGAAAUGACUCGCUUAGAGAUUGUCCAACCUGCUCAAUCAAUCAUGACGAGCAAACGUCUAUCGAUUCGUCCCAUGCCAUGGCUACUACAAGUCUGGAUGUCCAACAGUGUUGUAAAACGCGUCCUGAAAAUAACUACAUUGCAACUUGCUCGGAGCCUGGUGAAGCUGUCCACUCGAAUACUGUUGAGCUACAGUAUGCAAGCUCUAAAAAAGGGAGGUGGGUCGGAAGAAUGAUUAUUAAUGAAUGA